AUGUCUGUAGAGGGCAUCUCUAACCUAAGUAGAAGAACUAAACGUGAUCGAGGGAUAGGUCGCAGCGAUCCACCAUGGCCUUCUCAAUCAUGCAUUGAUCCACCACCACCACCAGCAACACAUACUUCGAUUUCCCCAGGUAUGAAGAAUGACAAGAACAGAAUGCAAAAGAAAGGACUGGUUAGGGGGCUUGAUGCAUUAAACAAUAAGCAGAAAUUUACUGCUGUUAGUUCUGGAGAGAGUGAUGAAUAUUCUGACUACGAUGAUGGUGAAGAUGAAGAGAUGCAGCUCAUGGGGGAGAUAUUUAUUGAACAACAACCACUCAGACAACAAGUAGCUGACACAAAUAAUGUGAAACAAUAUAAUGGAGGCAAUUCCGUAGUCUCCGACCAUGGGAGCAUGGGCAGUGCUUCUUCAGAUUCUGUCCCACACUCUAGUAAUCCACCAGCUAAAGACCCAACUUCAGUGCCUUUGAGAAGAUCUCGUGUAGAAAUUGAUAGAAGAAAAGUUAUAUCUAUCGAGGACAACCCAAACCCGAGGAGGUUUGUUCCCCAAAGUGUUACCCGUGAUAUUAUAUCUACCGUGAUUGCGCGGAUGCCUAUUCCAGCUGCAAAGUGGAGAGAAUAUCCAAUUGAAAUGAAAGAUGAGUUAUUUAAGGACUUCAUGGGUAAAUAUAAGUUUGCAUCAGAUUCUGAACGUAGUAUUGCAAGAAUGGUGUGGGAAAGAACAUGCCUGGACCGCUAUUCUGAUCAUUUAAAAAAUGCAAGAAAAGUGGCCUUACGGCAAGUGAACUCAACGAACUUGGCCGAUACUAAGGGCCAUGGGCCAAAAGGGCUGAAGCCAGAAGUAUGGAAUGGUUUAGUCGAUAUAUGGUUGAAACCAGAGUGGACGAAGAGGUCUGAUGCUAAUCGAUGUAAUAGAGCUUCCAAACCUGAUUCAGUCUUGCACACUGGAGGCUCGAUAAGCUUUACCGAACAUAAGAAGAGGCUGGAGGAAGAGUUGAAGCAAGGAGUUUCAUAUAGAGAUGUUUACGCUCAUGUUCAUAAAAGGAAAGAUGGGGAAUAUGUCUCUCGGCGCUCAGAGAAAUUUAUUGAGUUAUAUGACACCAUAAUGUUGGAAAAGUAUGGAGAAGACUCUUCCAAUCAUCCAGUGUUUGAUCCAAAAGUGUGGGCAGAGGUGUCAGGUAUGAAUAAGAAGAGGCGAGCUUAUGAAGGUCGUAGCUACGAUGUUGACACUCCCGGACCUAUGCCUAUUUCAUAUCCACACGACAUUGGUCCGUCACACACUGCAGCUCCGAAACCAACAGAAGAAUAUAUUAAGGAGGCUGUAAAUACAGCGAUGGCUUCUUUUGUGCAAACACAAUUGGCACCUAUGUUGCAGCCCAUCCUAUCUAUGAUCGGUGGCUCCAUACGACAAGCAUUAUCGCAAGGUAGAGUAGCUGACAGAGAUGGCGAGGAUGAACGAUGA
Messenger RNA from Vicia faba (fava bean), 1467 nucleotides. Lineage: Eukaryota; Viridiplantae; Streptophyta; Magnoliopsida; Fabales; Fabaceae. The record is from the annotation of a GenBank genome assembly.